AUGGUUCAAGCGCCCGCAGUUGUCGAAGUCUCGCUCGCUCGCAAAAGGAGCGAGGAUACUGACGAUAAGAUCCUCACCACCCUCGUCGGCUUGGCGGAGCGCCUAACGAAGCUUGAGUCGUCGCAGCGCGUCCGCGACGAAGAUGAGCUGAUUCUAGGCGCUGUCGAAAAUUGCAUUUUCACUUCCGCCCUUGGCGCAAAAUGCGCGAUCGACCAAUGA
Peronospora matthiolae is the source of this 219-nucleotide messenger RNA. Lineage: Eukaryota; Oomycota; Peronosporomycetes; Peronosporales; Peronosporaceae. The record is from the annotation of a GenBank genome assembly.